This is a messenger RNA of Callithrix jacchus (white-tufted-ear marmoset), 918 nucleotides long. NCBI's taxonomy places the organism in Eukaryota, Metazoa, Chordata, Mammalia, Primates, Cebidae. The record is from RefSeq and is a predicted model, not a curated record.
UUCUUCGCUGAGAGUCGCCGCGGUUUCCUGCUUCAACAGUGCUUGGACGGAACCGGCGCUCGUCCCCCACCCCGGCCGGCCGCCUACAGCCAGCCCUCCGUCACCUCCACACCGCGUCCUCGGAUCGUCCCAAGGCCCCGGCCUCUCCAGCGCCGCGCAGCCACCGCCGUCGCAGCCUCUCCUUAGCCGCCGCCAUGAAGACCGCAUCACCUUCGCAGGUGCGCCAGAACUACCACCAGGAUUCAGAGGCCGCCAUCAACCGCCAAAUCAACCUGGAGCUCUACGCCUCCUAUGUUUACCUGUCCAUGUCUUACUACUUUAACCGAGAUGAUGUGGCUUUGAAGAACUUUGCCAAGUACUUUCUUCACCAGUCUCAUGAGGAGAGGGAACAUGCCGAGAAACUGAUGAAGCUGCAGAACCAACGAGGUGGCAGCAUCUUCCUCCAGGAUAUCAAUAAACCAGACCAUGAUGACUGGGAGAGCGGGCUGAAUGCGAUGGAGUGUGCAUUACAUUUGGAAAAAAAUGUGAAUCAGUCACUACUGGAACUGCACAAACUGGCCACUGACAAAAAUGACCCCCAUUUGUGUGACUUCAUUGAGACGCAUUACCUGAAUGAGCAGGUGAAAUCCAUCAAAGAAUUGGGUGACCACGUGACCAACUUGCGCAAGAUGGGAGCACCCCAAUCUGGCUUGGCAGAAUAUCUCUUUGACAAGCACACCCUGGGAGACAGUGAUAAUGAAAUCUAAGCCUUUGGCUAAUUUGGCUAAUUUCCCCAUAGCCACAGGGUGACUUCCUGGUCACCAAGGCAGUGCAUGCAUAUUGGGGUUUCCUUUACCUUUUCUAUAAGUUGUACCAAAACAUCCACUUAAGUUCUUUGUACCAUUACUUCAAAUAAAAAAAUUUGGUACCCAAAAAAAA